This is a messenger RNA of Trachemys scripta elegans, 4082 nucleotides long. Its product is annotated as rho GTPase-activating protein 7-like. The record is from RefSeq and is a predicted model, not a curated record. Lineage: Eukaryota; Metazoa; Chordata; Testudines; Emydidae. The transcript is spliced from 6 exons. The coding region runs from base 374 to 1822 and encodes 482 amino acids.
UGGAGCAACUAAGAGGAAAUCAUUCAGAGGACGCAGAAGAAAGCAGGAAAGAUAAACAGAUGAUAGUUUCACAAAAUUUGUAUAGAACGAAGGCUGUAGAUGCUGUGGGUUUCUCUAGAGAUGUGAUUCAGGCACCCUAUCAAACUGGAAAGAAAUAGUUACAAGUGUUUUAUGUCAGCAAAAUGCUAAUAUGAUCAAGAUGGAGUCUGUCCUUGUGCUUUUGCAGAGCUGGAUUUGUGUGACUCUGGAGGAUUCCCAGUAGAGAUGUUAAAAUGAUGAAACUCUCUCUCCCUCUGGAAUUCAUUGCAGUCAUGACAUCUCCUCUGGUCCUGUAUAGAAUGUACCUUGCAGCCUGUUGCUGAACUGUUAUGACAUGUCUCUAGCAAUCAGAAAGAGAAGCUGGGAAGAACAUGUGACCCAGUGGAUGGGCUUGCCUUUUAAUUCUGUUGAGUAUAAUACAGCAUGUCAUCAUGGACUUGUAGCUGAUAACUUUCAAGAAAGUAUGGAAAAAGAUGAAGUUUUGAAUGUGGACCGGAAAGAAAAAUGUGCUUCUUUACCAGACUGCUGUCAUGGUGGAGAACUGAUUGGCUUCCCUGCAAAGCUGCUUAGCAACAUUUCAAAAGAGGUGGAUGAAAAUGAUAACCAUGAGGAUGAGGAGCAUUUUCUUUCUUUGGAGGCCAGCACAGAAACUUUGGUCCAUAUUUCUGAUGGUGAUGAUGACGAUGUUUCAAACCUCUGUUUGGAUAAAGUUAACCACCAGUUCACUAUUGGAAGGAAACUAACAGAUGAAGAGCAGAGUUUAGGAGGAGCAGGCUCCUUAACAAAUAUGGUAGCAAUGAUUAAAACAAACAGGGAAUCUAACAUUUCUGAAACAAUAGGAGAUAUUGAUGAACUUGACUAUGACACAGUCCCCAACGAAGAGAAGGAAGAAGAGGACAUUUGUGGCAGUAUUGGGAAAACCCUGGAGCUUUGUAAUUAUAAAGGCUUAAAUGAAGUAAUAGAUGCCCCAAGAGAAAAUCUCUCCAGUUCUCUAAAUGUGAAGGAAAUUAUGCCUGAGAAACAGCUGCUUCAUACUGCUGUAAUUGCACAACAGCGUAGGAAAUGUGAUGCUCCUAAAGAUAGGCAUGAAAAGGCUGACUAUAACGUGGUCCAGGGUGAGUUUUCUCCUGGUCUGUAUACUGGCAGUGGUAGACAACCAUUCUCAAAAGCAGACUCCAGCAACUACCUUAUGCAAUCUCCUCUCAGUUCCCAUAUAAUGUCAAUGGAAAAUGGACUGGAUGAAAGUGGUUACACAGAACCUCAAGUGGUUCCUGAAAAAAAAUGCCUUACAAAUAUCAGUCCAGUGGAAGGCACGCAAUAUUUACAUUUGAAGGAUAAUCUGUCCACCCAUGAAUCUACAGACAAUCAAGUGAAACUGCGCAAAAGAAAGGAAAUGAGAGAAGAUCGAGAUCGGUCACGAUUGGACUCCAUGGUGCUGCUAAUUAUGAAACUGGACCAGCUCGAUCAGGAUAUUGAAAAUGCUCUCAGUACAGGCUCUUCACCAUCCAGCACCCCAACGUACAAACGGAGGCAUAUACCUGAUUUGGAAUCUGGGUCUGCAAGUGGAGCAGACAUUGUUUCAAUAAGUCACUCCCAAACACACUUGCCUCCUGAUAUCCAUGCUGCUGACCUAACAUCUCCAUGUCCAAUGGCUGGCUCUGGAGCUAAACCCAAGGCUGGGGCUAUGCCAGUUAUUUCAGAAAAGGAGAAGGCUGGUGCUAACUUUCUGCUUAUUGUUAAAAGCUACUGUGAUGUAUUUGAAGUUUUGAUAAUCAAACACUGAAGACGGGACUGUUCACCUGAGCUAGGAAAACAGGAUUUAUCCCAUUGACUGGGGAUCUUUGCUGUCUUAAUAGAGGAUAACAGGGAAUUAUGGUCUUCUGGAGUGUUUUAUUGUAGAUGUUCCUUGUGCAAAAACAGUUAAGCACCUCUACAAUAUUAAGGGACUACCUUUGUAUCAGUUUAUGGUAUUUAUGCUAUCUGAAUGCCAUAACUAUUCUGAUUUGAUUAUGUGGCAGUCUUAGAAGUGGUCAUAGUAGUGCCCAGACAUUGUGAAUUGGCUGUAUUGUUGCUGUAAAUGGUAGAGUAUUUUGCACCCACAAAAACCUCUUGCCAUAUAACUCAAAGUACAAUUUAUGUGGGUAUCUUUUGUAUUUCUUUUUACUGAUAAUUUGUGUUGACACCCAUUAACUAUAGCAUUAAAAUGACUUUCAAAUGUUCAUAGGAAUGCUUAGACACUACUUGUAGUUUGGUUUCUGAUGUUUAUUUGUGACAUUUUCAGGGCUGGUGGGUUUUUUUGGAGGGGGGGGCGGUUGUUUUUUUGUUCUUUAGCUUGCUGGUUAAGCAAUGCUCAGAAAGAAAAGCUAUGGUUAAAGCAGCUGGUUUUCCAGGAUGUCACUAGCAAUUUUAGCUGGUAAAGUUCAUAGUAAUUCCCAAAACUAUGUCUAAUAUUUAACAAGCCCAUAACUUGUAAAAUUUGCAAGAGGACUUCUUCUUUUGUGAUGGUGGUGGUAGUGGUGUUAUUAUUAUUAAAGUGGUCAUCAAGCGGUUACUCAGAGUAUUAUGAGUUGGAGUCCUGCUCCAUCCCUCCUUGACUUGCUCUUUUAAUUAGUGUGUGUUUUCCGCACAACUGUGUUUGUAUAUAGUUGAAUAAAGCAGCACAUUCCCAGCCUUCAGUAUUGUAAGUAGAAUGCGUUCCUUGUGCACUGAGUGGCCCUUACAAAACUGGUGACAAGAAAGAACAUAAGAAUGGCAAUGUAUGGGAAACUUGAGGAGUUUAAUGCAGGAAUGUAUGGAAAGAUCGGGUACUGUUUUCUUGCAAAUGAGAUAGCAAUUUUCCUCAGUGUCUGUGGCAAUAAAACCUACUUUCUCUCUUAAGGAGUUUGUUAGAACCUCAGACACCAGAAGUUUAGAACACCUGCAAAAGAGGUUAACAGAGCACUGCACAUCAAAGCCAAACAUUAUUGUGGAAUGUUUCCUAGUAGAAUGAGGAGGCCAGGUGAAAGUGUACUGUAUAUGUGACAGAGCUAAAAAGAUUAACAGAAUAUUGUUCAUUCGGAAAUGUCCUAGAGGAUAUGCUGUGGGACAGAUUUAUUUAUGGCAUUAAUAAUGAGAGAGAAUUCACAGAAAAUUCCUGACAGGGGAGAACUUACCCUGACUCAAAGCAGUAGAAAUAGGAACAACAAUAGAAGCAGCAGUGAAAAGCUUACAACAUUUGCACUUACAGCAAAUCAUACAGAUUCAAUAAAGAAAGCUGGAAGGGACUCCAGGCUCUGGAGUGGUGUUUCCACUGUGCAUCAGUGCAAAGCAGGACUGAGCCCACUAGUGAAUACUGGAGUGACCCUGUGUCCUAUACCAGAGAACCUGUCUGGGUGGUAGGUUCUGUACUAAGCCCCAUAAAAUAUAAAAGCCCAAAAAAGGAAAGGGAAAAAAAUUACUGGUUCUAGGGAUCUGAGGACAAAGGCAAAAUCUGCUAGAAAAAGAUCAGUUACAAGAUCUAAAACUGAAUUGUAGGAAAUUUUUGGAUGAGACCCUAGCAAAACACCAGCACUCCAGGAAGUCCUGGAUGCUCACUCAAUCAUUUUUAAAGAAGGAUUUAAGACUUUGGAAGGUUUAACAGCCAGGAUUUAUAUCCAAGAUGGUGUCAAACCAAAAUACUUUAAAGCAAGAUCAGUUCCUUUUGCCCUCAGAGAAAAGACUGAAACUGAGUUAGAUAUGCCCUUCUUUUCCAGCCAGUGACAGACAACGUCAUGGCAAUUGAGAAGGCUCCAGCCCCUCAGAACACAACUGAGCCAUGACCACUGUGCUGGGUGUUCUACAAAUACAAAGCAAAAAGACAGCCCCUGCCCCAGUGCUUACUUUGUAAAGAAAGAGGGGCCAGGGCUCAAGCAAGAAUGAUAAUACUGUUCCUAGAAUAAAACGAUGUCCUCCACACAACAUGACCCCAUAUGUGCCAUACAUGAAAGGUCAUGCUUUCCAUGCAAGUGUAGAAUUGCAUUCCUCACUAAAUGCCACUGACAGAAGAGGUGAAAGUUGUUGCUGGC